Messenger RNA from Sciurus carolinensis (gray squirrel), 2090 nucleotides. It is a transcript of the gene Sumf1, whose product is annotated as sulfatase modifying factor 1. The transcript has 9 exons. Bases 13 to 1122 code for a protein of 369 amino acids. Gene Ontology annotation, cellular component: endoplasmic reticulum. Lineage: Eukaryota; Metazoa; Chordata; Mammalia; Rodentia; Sciuridae. The record is from RefSeq and is a predicted model, not a curated record.
UCCUGGAACAGCAUGGCUGCGCCCGCACGAGGGCCGGCUGGCGGGCGCUGCGCCGCGCUCGGGCGCGUGCUCCUGCUGCCGCUGCUUUUGCUGAUGUGCCGGGCGGCGCGGGGCGAAGAGGCCGGGGCCGGUGCAGGCGCGGCGUGCGGCUGCGGGACGCCUCAGCGGCCCGGCGCCCCCGGCAGCGCCUCAGCCGCGCACCGAUACUCGCGGGAGGCGAACGCCCCGAGCGCGCUCCCGGGAGAGCGGCCGCCGGCGCCCGCCAAGAUGGUCCCCAUCCCUGCUGGAGUGUUUACAAUGGGCACAGACGAUCCUCAGAUAAAACAGGAUGGGGAAGCCCCUGCGAGGAGAGUCACCGUGGAUGCCUUUUACAUGGAUGCCCAUGAAGUCAGCAAUGCUGAGUUCGAGAUGUUUGUGAACUCCACUGGCUACUUGACAGAGGCUGAGAAGUUUGGCGACUCCUUUGUCUUUGAAGGCAUGUUGAGCGAGCAGGUGAAGACUGGUAUCCAGCAGGCAGUUGCAGCCGCUCCCUGGUGGUUACCUGUUAAAGGCGCUAACUGGAGACACCCAGAGGGGCCUGACUCUACUAUUCUGCACAGGCCGAACCACCCAGUGCUCCACGUCUCCUGGAACGACGCGGUGGCCUUCUGCACGUGGGCAGGGAAGCGGUUGCCCACGGAAGCCGAGUGGGAGUACGGCUGCCGGGGGGGCCUGCGGGAUAGACUUUUCCCCUGGGGCAACAAGCUGCAGCCAAGAGGCCAACAUUAUGCCAACAUUUGGCAGGGUGAGUUCCCCGUGACCAACACUGCAGAGGACGGCUUCCGAGGAACUGCGCCUGUGGAUGCCUUUCCUCCCAAUGGUUACGGCUUAUACAACAUGGUGGGGAAUGCGUGGGAGUGGACUUCGGACUGGUGGACUGUCCACCAUUCUGCCGAAGAAGCGCUCAACCCAAAAGGCCCCCCUUCUGGGAAAGACCGAGUGAAGAAAGGUGGUUCGUACAUGUGCCAUAAGUCCUACUGCUAUAGGUACCGCUGUGCCGCUCGGAGCCAGAACACCCCUGACAGCUCCGCCUCCAAUCUGGGGUUCCGCUGUGCAGCUGACCGCCUGCCCACCACCAACUGACAGCCAGGAGGAGCCUUCCCAAAGGAAGUCCUUUCUCACCCGCACUCGGCUUCCCUAAGAACUUUGAAUGAUCUUGUGCAAAGAAUUCCCACCCGAGGUGGAGGUGGGUGACAUGUCUGCCCAAUGGCCAAAGGAACCGUCUUGCAAGACCAAAUCGCUGUCUUGUGUCAGCACAUGCGCUUUAUGGUGUGGUGCAUCUUGACAGAUCAUCACCGUGUGUUACUUUCUAGAGCCUCUUAAAGAGGAAGGGGAGAGAAGGGGCCUUGCACUGGGCUUCUGGAGGCCUGUGUUAUAGGGUUGAACCCUAGGGGCCAACAGUGCUCCUGCCUGGGCCUCAGCUUCCUCACCUCUCAAAGGAGGGAUGGACAACAUCAUCUCUGAGGUUCUCAGAGUCUGUGAGUGGUGUCGGAUCCUGCCAUUAGUGCAUAGUGAGAAUUUAUGACAGAUUAUUUUUUAGCUAUUUUUUUUUUCCGAGUGUGAACCUGGGAGUGAUACUAAUCAUGUAAAGUGAGAGUUCUGAGUAUUAUUUUCAGAAGAGGGUGACGGGGUGAGUUGUUUAUAUUCACACUGCACUUUGUUUUUCCAAGGAAAUCGGUGUCUUUUACAUUGUUAUGAUGAAUCCCACGUGGACUAGCGAUGGUAUGUUACUGUUCAGCACUCCGAACUGGGAAUGUCUGUGGGUGACUCUACUGUGCUUUAUCUUUUAAAUAUUAAGUGCCUUUGGCUCAGAGGGGCAGGUAUAAGCCCUAUUUUCCCCUCCCCGCAAAGCCUCUGGUGAAUGUGAAAUAUGUACUAACUGGGGAAACCUGUUUAACUCUGAGUACAGGAGAAGAGGAAGAAGACCUCGGAUUAACCUUAUUCAGGGCAUUCUGUAUUUUGUAACAGAACUGGGAAAUCUUGCUGGUUAUGGAAUAUCAGAUGCUUGAAUUGUGCACUAUGUCAAAUAAACUGGUGUCUGCCACAUCAGA